AUGCUAAUCGAAAUCGAGGUCACGUUGGUGGCCCAAAGCCAAAAUGGCGGACCGUCAGAGCAAAGUCGCAGCAAUGGCUAGUUCUGAGGUGUCAAAGAGGGCAACUAUGUCUUUAACACCAGAAAUUGCGGCUAUAAUACAAACAAGAGAACGUAAACUUGCCUAUGAAAAGAACUUGGAAAUCCAUAUUAAUCGAGGAAGCGCAUAUCCACCCAUGAACCUCGAGAUACACCAGAGAAUGCGAGAUCGAGUAGCUGGAAAAGGAAUGACAGCGGAUGACCGUUUACUUCGAAAAAAAUGGGUAGAUGCUCAAUCGUUGGCUCCUGAUGAACCACGGUUUGUUCCAGCCCCUAGGAACAUAUUGAGGCGCGUGUAUAGAUAUCCAAUGGAUGUAUUGUAUAUGCCACUUUCUAAACUCCCUGUUUUGAGAAAAUGCCAUACAGACGUGCGGUCAGUGCUUCAUGGAACUCUGGUUGCUGUAGCUUUUAUCAAUUUUGCAUUUUAUUGCUAUUAUUUCAAGACAAAGUCAUGGGAUGGUCUAUGCAAAUUUGUGCAUAUGGGAGCAUACCCUGCAACAUUUGGUGAAAAUGCUUCUGCGCCCAAACCAAAAUAUAUAACUCCAGAGGGCUCACCUUUACUUUGACUGUAUAAUACUAGGUGUUUGCAGUUUUCAGUAUUUCAAAAUAAUGAAUUAACAGGACAGUUAUGCACAUUGCAUACCACUGAUGGAGAGUAAGUUACACAUUUUGUAGUAAUUGGUUGCAUAGGACUUCAGAAGUAACCUGAAAAGAAGUGUUUUGGGUGUUCUUAAAAACAGAUAGACUUCUAGAAGAAUUCUUGCUCUUUGAAACAUUUGUGCACUGGAGAUGAGUAAUGUUUCAAGCAUUUUUUUCUGAAAAAAUUUGAAAUAAAUGGAGCUUUGCAAGCUCAAA
This is a messenger RNA of Lingula anatina, 932 nucleotides long. RefSeq lists its product as uncharacterized. Lineage: Eukaryota; Metazoa; Brachiopoda; Lingulata; Lingulida; Lingulidae. The record is from RefSeq and is a predicted model, not a curated record. Gene Ontology annotation, biological process: mitochondrial electron transport, NADH to ubiquinone.